AUGGAUCUACUCGAGGAAGCUGAAUUUACUAAUUGCAAGCCAGUUGCCACCUUAAUCAACAGCAAACUCAAGCUUACCAUAGAUGGUGAAGUACUAAAAAAUGUCACAUAUUAUAAAAGAUUGGUUGGUAAGCUAAUCUAUCUUACCAUCACUCGUCCAGACAUUACUUUUGCUGUCAGCUUGGUCAGUCAAUUCAUACAAGCACCCACAGUUGAACGUCUCAGUAUUGUUAAAAGGAUCCUUCGCUAUCUCAAAGAGUCCAUCAAUCGGGGUAUUCUUCUGCAUAACAAUCAUUCCACUGAGAUUCAUGCAUACACUGUUGCUGACUGGGCAGGCAAUGCAAUUGAUACAAAAUCCACCACUAGUUAUUGCACACUUGUUCGAGGCAACAUUCUUACUUGGAAGAGUAAAAAGCAACAAGUUAUUGCCCGCUCGAGUGCUAAAGCUAAGUACUGA
Malus domestica (apple) is the source of this 456-nucleotide messenger RNA. RefSeq lists its product as uncharacterized. NCBI's taxonomy places the organism in Eukaryota, Viridiplantae, Streptophyta, Magnoliopsida, Rosales, Rosaceae. The record is from RefSeq and is a predicted model, not a curated record.